Molecule: messenger RNA, 1002 nt
Organism: Diorhabda carinulata
Lineage: Eukaryota; Metazoa; Arthropoda; Insecta; Coleoptera; Chrysomelidae
Product: receptor expression-enhancing protein 5-like
Exons: 4
Coding region: 154-681 (175 amino acids)
Source: RefSeq, a predicted model, not a curated record
GUGGUCCCCUCUACAUCCCCACCACCCCUCCACAUGACUAUGAAGUUUUAACCGGGUAUACAGGUUUUUUAUAGAUGUUGACUAGAACUAGUUUGUAAUUAUAUUUCAACAAUUUUAAUACGGUAACUUUUCUCCUCCAUUCCAAAAAACAACAUGGCACAGAAAUUGAUCGAGAUUAAAAAGAAAUUGGAAGUAUCAUUGUAUGAUAAUUCUAAACCAUGGACUCCGAUUCUAGCAAUCGCUGAACAGAAAACAGGCAUAGAGAGGUUAUAUCUUGCUUUAGGAGCUGCUGUACUCGUUGGCCUGUGGCUGGUGUUUGGUUAUUUUGCCCAAUUAGUCUGUAACACUUUGGGUUUCCUGUAUCCUGCUUACGUAUCGAUAAAAGCCAUUGAAUCGAAGUCCAAAGACGACGAUACCAAAUGGUUAACGUAUUGGGUAGUUUUUUCUUUAUUUUCAGUAACGGAAUAUUUUGUGGAUAUUAUUGUUAGAUGGUUCCCACUGUACUGGCUAGUUAAGUGCAUUUUUAUGGUAUGGCUUAUGUUCCCCGGAGACCUUAAUGGAUCUAUUAUACUCUACCGAAGAAUUAUUAAGCCUUACUUCCUAAAGCAUGAGGGUAAUAUAGAUGGCGCAAUAAACAAGGUGAAAGAUUCAGCAACUAAAAUCCUUGAUAAGGCAGAAUGAAGAAUGUCGGUAGAAAGGCAUCAAUAUUGCAGUUAAUCCUCAAGAAAAAAAUCUUUUAUUUACAAUAUUUGUAUCGAUAUUUAGUAUAUAUUACGACUUUUAUUUAUGUAAGUCGAAUAUUUUUUGUGAUUGUAUAUAAAUCUGAUAUAUUAUGUCAAGUUUAAAAUUUUCGGAUUGAGCUUACUUUUUUUGGAUUUUUGUGAAAUUUUGUCGGCGAGUUUAAGCACUUAUUUUACACUGUUAUUAUUAUACAUAUUGGAGUAACAUUUUAAGGUAGAACCUGUUUUAGGCUUUGAGCACCCAAUAAAUCUUGUUCAUUAA